Molecule: messenger RNA, 930 nt
Organism: Camelus dromedarius (Arabian camel)
Lineage: Eukaryota; Metazoa; Chordata; Mammalia; Artiodactyla; Camelidae
Gene: CWC15
Product: CWC15 spliceosome associated protein homolog
Exons: 7
Coding region: 192-887 (231 amino acids)
Biological process (GO): mRNA cis splicing, via spliceosome
Cellular component (GO): catalytic step 2 spliceosome
Molecular function (GO): RNA binding
Source: RefSeq, a predicted model, not a curated record
CGGUUGCGGGCGGAGGCGGAGAACCGAGCGCUGGCGGAGGAGGCCCCGGAGAGGCGGGCGGGUGGCGGAGCCCGGCCACGGAGGGUGCAGCGUGAAGGCGGCUCUGCAGACGGCGUUAAGUAGGGUCCGGGCGCCCCCGUCCCUCGCCGAGUGGACCCUGGGUGAAGAGUCAGCGGAUUCUGGCAUAAAAGAUGACAACAGCGGCUAGGCCAACUUUUGAACCUGCAAGAGGUGGGAGAGGAAAAGGAGAAGGUGAUUUGAGCCAACUCUCAAAGCAGUAUUCAAGUAGAGACCUACCCUCUCAUACAAAGAUAAAAUAUAGACAGACCACUCAGGAUGCCCCUGAAGAGGUUCGGAACCGUGACUUCAGGAGAGAGUUGGAAGAGAGAGAAAGAGCUGCUGCAAGAGAGAAAAAUAGAGACCGCCCAGCCCGAGAACAUACAACCUCCUCUUCAGUGUCAAAGAAGCCUCGCUUAGACCAGAUUCCUGCUGCCAACCUCGAUGCAGAUGAUCCUCUGACAGAUGAGGAAGAUGAAGAUGAAGACUUCGAAGAGGAGAGUGACGAUGACGACACUGCAGCCCUUCUCGCAGAGCUGGAAAAAAUUAAAAAAGAACGCGCUGAGGAGCAGGCCAGGAAGGAACAAGAACAAAAAGCUGAAGAAGAAAGGAUUCGAAUGGAAAACAUUCUGAGUGGAAACCCUCUCCUUAACCUCACUGGCCCAUCCCAGCCUCAGGCCAACUUCAAAGUUAAGAGAAGAUGGGAUGAUGAUGUUGUUUUCAAGAACUGUGCAAAAGGUGUAGAUGAUCAGAAGAAAGACAAAAGAUUUGUAAAUGAUACACUGCGAUCUGAAUUUCACAAAAAGUUCAUGGAGAAAUAUAUUAAAUAGUACAGUUUUAUGUGCUUAAUUAAAGGCUGUAAAUUGUAAACGA